UUCCGCUGUUGCCGCGGAGUGAUACAGGCCGGCUUGACUCUCGCUUUUCGGCGGAGGAGGAGGAGAGCGGUGCUCCGGCGGAGGAGGAGGAGAGCGGUGCUCCGGCGGAGGAGAGGACCAGGCAGGGAGCGAGCGAGGCGAGGAACCCCGGCCAUCCCCCUCCCCCGCCCCCGGAGAGAGCGAGAGUCGGACCCGCUGGACUCCCCACCAUCCCCCCGAGAGAAAGAGAGGGAACCGGGUUGCCACGGGAGAGGCCUCGGUGCAGGGCUGCAGCAUGUUCGCGUCGGUGAAGGCCUUCGAGGGGCAGCAGUACUCCACCCUGAAGAGGCAGUGCCUGCAGAGCGGCCUGCUCUUCGAGGACCCCCGCUUUCCCGUUGCCGACAACUCGCUCUUCUACCAGGGCAACAGGAUCGGACGCGUGGUGUGGAAGAGGCCGCGGGAGCUGUGCGAGGACCCUCACCUGUUCGUGGACGGCAUCAGCGCACACGACCUCCACCAGGGCCAGCUAGGGAAUUGCUGGUUCGUGGCAGCCUGCUCCAGUCUGGCCUCCAGAGAGUCGCUAUGGCAAAAAGUGAUUCCCGAUUGGAAGGAGCAGGAGUGGGACACGGAGAAGCCCGACUCGUACGGCGGCAUCUUCCACUUCCGCUUCUGGCGCUUCGGCGAGUGGGUGGAUGUGGUGAUUGACGACCGGCUGCCCACCGUGGACAACCAAUUGGUCUACUGCCACUCUGAUGACAGCAACGAGUUCUGGAGCGCCCUGGUGGAGAAGGCCUACGCCAAGGUGUAUGGCUGCUACGAGGCUCUGGACGGUGGCAACACGGCGGACGCCCUGGUGGACUUCACGGGUGGGGUCUCAGAGCCCGUGGACCUGCUGGAGUGUCAGAUGGCCACGGACGAAGCAGCCCGCAACCAGUUGUUUGAACGAGUCCUCAAAGUGCACAACCGAGACGGCCUCAUCAGCUGCUCCAUUAGGGCAACCACCGUGGAAGACAUGGAGGCGCGGCUGGACUGCGGCCUGGUGAAAGGCCACGCUUACGCCGUGACAGAUGUCCGAAAAGUACGCUUGGGUCACGGGCUGCUGGCGUAUUUCAAGUCGGAGAAGCUACACAUGAUUCGCAUGAGAAACCCGUGGGGGGAGAAGGAGUGGAGCGGCCCGUGGAGCGACAGUUCAGAGGAGUGGAACAAGGUGAGCAAGAGCGAGAGGGAGAAGCUAGGUGUCACCGUGCAGGACGACGGCGAGUUCUGGAUGACAUUCGACGACUUUUGCCAGUACUUCACCGACCUGAUCCUUUGCCGCCUCAUCAACACGUCAUACCUCAGCAUCCACAAGACGUGGGAGGAGGAGGUGAUGCGGGGCUCCUGGCGCCACCGCCAGGACCCCCUGCGUAACCGCUCCGGCGGCUGCAUCAAUCACAAGGCCACCUUCCUCCAGAACCCUCAGUACGUCUUUGAUGUGAAGAAGGUGGAGGAUGAAGUACUGAUCUGCUUGCAGCAGAAGGAGAAGAGAGCCACACCCAAAGAAGGGAAAGGGGAGAACCUCGCCAUAGGCUUCGAUAUCCACCAGGUGGAGCUGAACCGCAAGUACCGCAUGCACUCGGCCCAGCAGAAGGUGGCGGGCUCCAUCUACAUCAACUCGCGCUGCGUCUUCCUCAGGAAGGAGCUGAAGGAGGGCCGCUACGUCAUCAUCCCCACCACCUUCGACCCGGGCCAGCAGGGAGACUUUCUGCUCCGCGUCUUCACCGACGUGCCUUCGGACUGCAAAUUCCGGGUUGAUCGCUUCAGAGAGCUGACCCUGGACGAGCCUCCUCAGACGUGCUGGACGGGCAUGUGUGGCUACCCUCAGCUGGUCACCCAGGUCCACGUUCUCAACGCUGAGGGUCUGCAGGGACAAGAUUUCAAUGGAGCGGUGGACCCGUACGUCAUCAUCACCUGCGAAGGCGAGAGGGUGCGCUCGCAGGUUCACAAGGACACCCGCUGCCCCAACUUUGACAUCAAGGGUCUGUUUUACCGCAAGAAGCCCAAAGAGGGAGUCCACAUCGAGAUCUACAACAAGAACAUGAUCAUGGACACGUUCCUGGGUCAGGUGGUGAUGUUCAGCGACCCCAACGAGCGUCAGGAGCAGCACACGCUGCACCUCCGCGACAAGGGCAGUCGCCAGGACAGCGACCUGCCCGGCACGCUCACCGUGCGCCUCAUCACCUCCACCACGCUCACCAACAUUUAACCGAGCCUUUGCAUGCUCUCCCCCCCCCCCCCCCCCCCCCGCUUUCUCACACCAUCUUUUUUUCCUUCUCCAUUUCUCUUGACAUUUUUUCCUUCCGGCGUUUCUCACCUUUUUUGUACUCUCACAAUUGUUUUUAGUUUUAGUUUACAUUUUAGUUUUUCUUACCCGUCUAGUUUGUUCCCCCCAUUUCUAACACAAAUGUCUUCUUUACCCCGUUUUUCCCCCAUCACAUUUUUCUUUCCUCAUUCCUUUCAGCAAUUUUUUAAAAAUUUUCUCUUCACCCCUUUUUCUCACCAAUUUCUUCAACCUUACAUUACAAAGGCCUUUCUUCACUUCAAUCAUUUGUCUUCGCCCUCGCCGCUUCUGUUGCGCCGUACGUUUUGCAGCUGAAAAAAAAAAAAAAAAGAAAGCCAACUUGGGGGGCGCUUUAUCCCUCCUUUUCCGUUAUUUUUCUUUUUCAUUCUUAUUGUGUGAACUUCAACCCACGUGAGAUGCACAUCUGCAGACAUUUCUGCACUCGCAUGCACGUGCCAACGUUACCAAGGGCUUCGGCAUUGCCUUAAGGCUGCGUUUGUCUGUCUUUCACAUGGAUGGGGGGGGGGGGGGGGCAAGGGUGGUGUUCACGUGGCCGCUGUGUCUGUUUAGAUCAGGGUUUCCCAAACCUUGGCACCCCCCCUCCUCCACAAUCUGCCCCCGCCCUUUUUUUUUUUUUUUUUGAGAGCGUUAGCUUCUCUAAUUUUUCACCGUUGAGAAGACGAAAUAAAACCUCUUUUGGAUGGUUCUUCCGACACCCCAUGUGGGGGGGAACUUUGGACUCCUCGACUGGUUUUGGGCUCCCCUCCCUUCUGUUUGGGGAACUCCUUGGUUUCUAUCCACAAAGCUUCUUGUGUUCCUUCUUCAACCUGUAUAUGCUGACGACGCAUUUUGUAUACGUGGUUCCUGUCCAGUCCAGUCUUUGGCGAGCAUGCGUCCCUUCCCUCCACAAUAUGGACGCAAACAAACUGCUGCAAUGGUGAAACCUCGCUUCACCCCCCCCCCCCCCCCCGUCUUCCUUCACUUUUAAACCCAAGACGCUUCUCCCGCCGAACGCUAUGGACGACGUUUGAACCGCAUGGCCUGCAAAGACUCCCCCCCCCACACCCCCCACACACGUGCUGCACAUCUCUAUGGUCGUAGCUUAGCAGACGGCGUCAAUCCUCAAAGUUGUCACCCGCCUCCAAACAAGUGCUUUACGGGACCAAAGAGUAGGCAGUCAGCCCCCGCUCCUAUGUAACCCCUUUCCAACUGGCACCUGGGCCCGAACCUUGCGACGAACCGCCCCCCCCUGUGCCACAUCAUCUUAAUGGCAACAACACUGCCUGACACCGUGUGUGUGUGUGUGUGUGCGUAUGUGCGGGUGGGUGGGUGUGCGUGUGUGCGCGCGCGCUUCUCAAUCUUGUGUAUUUGGGUGAAUGUAUAUCUGUUUAUAUAAGGAAACGUGUGAAACAGUCAAGUACCUUUUAUUGCGAGUACACACCUUGCAUUUUUGUUGUUUUUUCGCUGAGGAGAAAAUCUGCUAAAAAAACAGUGCCAUGAUGGUUUGCCUCCUUCAGAAAAAAAAAAUGCAACUUUGGACUCCUUUUCAUCAAUUAGGCAUUUGCCGAGUUGCUGAUAUGUGAUGAGUUCUACUUCUUUCUCGGGAUGGGCACUAAAUUUAGCAAUCGAUUAAUCUACUGUAAAUGAUUUCGAGCGGAUCUGAGGAAUCUCUAUGCCCUAAAUUUCUGUAAUGGUCGUCUUACUGUGAAAAAAAAAAAAUCUACAUAAUUCCAUAACUGGCCCUUUUCUGUUUACAGUAAGUCCGGUUUUGCAAAAUUAGUUUGAAAGAGGGUCGGCCCGGUAGUCCAGUGGUUAGCACGUCGACUUCACAGUGCAGAGGUACCGGGUUCGAUUCCAGUUCCGGCCUCCCUGUGUGGAGUUUGCAUGUUCUCCCCGGGCCUGCGUGGGUUUUCUCCGGGUGCUCCGGUUUCCUCCCACAUUCCAAAAACAUGCGUGGCAGGCUGAUUGAACACUCUAAAUUGUCCCUAGGUGUGAGUGUGAGUGCGAAUGGUUGUUCGUCUCUGUGUGCCCUGCGAUUGGCUGGCAACCGAUUCAGGGUGUCCCCCGCCUACUGCCCGAAGACGGCUGGGAUAGGCUCCAGCACCCCCCGUGACCCUAGUGAGGAUUAAGAGGUUAGGAAGAUGAAUGAGUUUGAAAGAGGUCAAAUGUUUAGUCUCCUCAAGAUAAUUAACAAAAGCCUCACAAUGGACAGACAUCUCAACAACCAAUCAAUCGAUUGCGUCUCUUAUGCCUAAUUCUCUACAAAUACAAAAUUAACGUGUUUAUUUUAUGUUGAAUGUAAGACAAACAUGUCCAUUUCGCUCCUUCCCAAUUUUGACUUUUGUUUUUGCUCGCGCGCCAUUACUUGAACUGUUAUACACAUACGUGGCGUUUACUGGAUGUGAGCGCAUUCACACACACACUUUUGCUGUACAGCAUCUUUAAAAACGCAUGACUCAUUUUUUCAACUAUGUCCACAGCCUUGUACUGUGCCAUCUAAACUGUAUUAUGCUUUGUUUUGUUUUCGUCUUGUUAGUUUUCUACUUUGGCAACGCUAGUUGUCGAGCAUCCAGCAUGGCCGCCUUCGCCGGCACAUGAUCAUAUCAGUGGGCUGGAUUGUUGUGGUGUGGCUAAUGAUGCCGGUUAGGUGCUAAUCAUGGCUGUUGUGUUAAAAAGAAAAAAAAAAUGGACGGAAAAUGAGGGUUGUGGUUGUGGUGGCCAACAUUCUGAGACUGAAGUGUCCUUGAGGUGGGAGGCGCGGGGAUUAUUGGUGCCAAAAACAAAACAAAACAAUUGGUUAUGAGAGUUAGCUUAGCUUUAGCUAAAUAAUUGCCAGACAACCAAUAUUAUGAAAAACUCUGACCUCGAUUGAUUUCGUAGUUUACAUUACGGCAUGGCAAAGCAACUAUGGCAGACUCAACUGCAGAUGGGGUGAGGCUUUUAUUUUUGGAAUAAUUUUAAAGGAUGUUACUGCUGUCGUAGAAGACAUCAAACUGGAAUUUUAAAAGGAAAUCGGAGCCACACAACAUUGUGGAGCUAUCGCCUUUCAAACCGCUGAAAGCUAGGUUGUCGUUAACGUGCCAUCUUAUUGUUCGUUCUUUGAUUUUUACGGAUCACCUUCCUGAAACUGAUGCAUGAGCAUUUUGAAAUGUUAUUCUUGUGUGGAAUUCAUGCAUAUUUUACAUUUAUUUGUAGAGGGUGUUUUUUGUAUGUCCUUUUAUUGAUUUGUAUGGAUGCAAUAUGCCAAUUUUACAGCUAAUGCAAAGGCGUUGGUGAGCACGACGAAAAAAAUCAUAAUCUUAUGAUAAUAAAGUUGCAAUUUGUAUAUUUUGUAUCAUAACGAUGGCAAAACAGCUCAGCUCAAAUCAAGUCGCAAUUUUACGAAAUAAAUUAGAGUGUUACGGGGG
This is a messenger RNA of Hippocampus zosterae (dwarf seahorse), 5706 nucleotides long. It is a transcript of the gene capn5b, whose product is annotated as calpain 5b. Gene Ontology annotation, molecular function: calcium-dependent cysteine-type endopeptidase activity. Gene Ontology annotation, biological process: proteolysis. The coding region runs from base 275 to 2224 and encodes 649 amino acids. Lineage: Eukaryota; Metazoa; Chordata; Actinopteri; Syngnathiformes; Syngnathidae. Gene Ontology annotation, cellular component: cytoplasm. The transcript has 13 exons. The record is from RefSeq and is a predicted model, not a curated record.